AUGGAAGAACCGCAAGUCAUCCCGGAAGCUUUCCCGGCUCAGUCCAAUCAGGUGCAGGGCAACAUCGACGGGAUCCCAACGGAAGCUGCAGUUCUUUACUUCGAAGACAAAAUUUUGGUAACUCUAUCACAAGGCGGCAGCCUCUCACAAUGGAUCCAAGUACCGCUCUCCGCGCCGUCAGCAGCCAGCGUGGACAUGGCCCUUGCGGAUGCGAGUCUGCUGCCCCUGACCCAUCUUACGCCAAAGACUCUGCUCGGUGGCGGAGGUGAGGACCGCGAGUCUCUGGGGCAGCUCUAUGCUGUGCAGAUAGCCAGCCACAUCGUUCGACGAGACAGCACAGAGAAGCGGAUGCUCGUCGUCGGGCUGGGCAUACCACAGCUCAAGCCAGAGCGCGAGGCCUUCUUUGACGUGAUAGAGCUUGUGCAAAAAGUCAUGGUAUGA
Microdochium trichocladiopsis is the source of this 441-nucleotide messenger RNA. RefSeq lists its product as uncharacterized. The transcript has 2 exons. Gene Ontology annotation, biological process: proteasome assembly. NCBI's taxonomy places the organism in Eukaryota, Fungi, Ascomycota, Sordariomycetes, Xylariales, Microdochiaceae. Bases 1 to 441 code for a protein of 146 amino acids. The record is from RefSeq and is a predicted model, not a curated record.